This is a messenger RNA of Drosophila takahashii, 633 nucleotides long. RefSeq names its product probable RNA-binding protein EIF1AD. Gene Ontology annotation, biological process: translational initiation. Gene Ontology annotation, molecular function: RNA binding; translation initiation factor activity. Gene Ontology annotation, cellular component: nucleus. The record is from RefSeq and is a predicted model, not a curated record. Lineage: Eukaryota; Metazoa; Arthropoda; Insecta; Diptera; Drosophilidae.
UUCUGAAAUCGAUUAACAAAACAGCUGAUUGUCCACAAUAACAAACAAAAAAUUCAACAAUUUAAUUUCGUAAAUUUGCGUUUUAACUCAAUUAAUAAUAUAACUAUAAUGCACCGAUCCCACCCGAGCAUUAGUCGCCGCAAGCACCUGAUGAAGGAGAUGAUGGAGGACGACUACGCACUGCCCACGGAGAACCAGCAGAUCGCGAGGGUCAUCAGCAGCCGGGGAAACAAUCUCCACGAGGUGGAAACGGCCAAGGUGGAGGAGGAAAACUUCCUAGUUUCCAUGCCCAACAAAUUCCGCAAGAGCAUGUGGGUGAAAAGGGGCGACUUCCUGCUGAUCGAACCAAUUGAAGAGGGCGACAAAGUGAAAGCCGAAAUCUGCAAGAUACUCACCCCUGAACAUGUGAAAGAAUACACAAAAGCUGGCAUUUGGCCGGACAAGUUUACCAAGAAACCUGCCCAGGAGGAAUUGUCAAGCCAAAACCAAGACGAUUCCGAUUUCGAAGAUGAUCUCCUGCCGAAUACCAAUCGUCCUGUAAAUCAAGAAUCCUCCGACGAAGAGGAAGAUGAGGAAACGUCCAGCGACGAAGACUGAAAUUCCUUCUUUAAAGUACAAAAAUUCAACCACAUA